AUGAUCUUAACAGCUGAUCCAAAUAUCCGCUUUGAAAAUCUUGGCCUCGCUGCCUUGAACCGCAAAUCAGCUUACCUCGUCCAGUGUGAGCUGCCGUGUUAUAUGACCGGAAAAACCCCGCUUCCUAAGGAUGUCAUCCCACCCAAAGAUGUUACUUGUCUGGAUACGAAAAUUUUCCUGGACAUCCCAGAUGUCACCAUCGACGGCAAGAAAUACUCGGAAAUCGACUUUAAGACUCAAGGCAAAGAUCUCACCCCGGCAGGGUAUGCGUUGGCCACCUUCACCGCGGGCGGUGAUAAUACCGCAGAGUCUUUGGGCACGGCCAACAAGUUGUAUACCGCCGUCAAUGCCGCUUUGAGGGAUCGGGGGAACAGAUCGAUCCUCCAUCAAUUAAAAGUAGUCGAUUUCUUCAUCGGCAGUCAAAUCGCAGCCACUCAGGGCCCAGAGGGCAAAAAGAAACAGAUCCGAAACCUAAACAAGACCAUCAAAAAUUGCGGCCAUUGCACAGCCGAAGAGCGUCAGAAGUUCCAGGACAUGCUCACUAAAGCAGAAGCCCUCUAAUUCAUCAUCGUCUGUAACUAGUUCUUUGUAAUCCAUUCUCACUGGCAAAAAUAGAACAGAGCUCCAAAUCGCUCGUAACUCGUUGAUCG
Messenger RNA from Puccinia graminis f. sp. tritici CRL 75-36-700-3, 650 nucleotides. RefSeq lists its product as uncharacterized. Bases 1 to 561 code for a protein of 186 amino acids. The record is from RefSeq and is a predicted model, not a curated record. NCBI's taxonomy places the organism in Eukaryota, Fungi, Basidiomycota, Pucciniomycetes, Pucciniales, Pucciniaceae. The transcript is spliced from 5 exons.